AUGGCAUUACUGAUUAACGACUUACAGGAAGUGUCGGACCUUAAGGUAAGUGAUGUCCAAAUAUUGGGUCAUUCAUUGGGAUCACAUGUGGCCGGUUAUGCCGGAGAGAAAUUGAAGGGCCAGGUGGGACGCAUUACUGGAUUGGACCCUGCUGGGCCGUACUUUGAAGGUCUUCCCGCAGCGGCUAAACUCGACAAAACAGAUGCCGUAUUUGUUGACGCAAUUCAUUCGGAUGCCAAACAUCUGAUCCCGGACUUGGGCUUUGGUUUAUAUGAGACUUCCGGACAUUUAGACUUUUAUCCAAAUGGAGGAUAUGAUCAGCCGGGUUGUGAUGAGCAGCGAUGGACUUCUAUUAUAACCGAAGGUCUGAUUGAAGGCGUAAGACGUUUGGUGGCCUGUAAUCAUCAAAGAGCUGUCGACUUCUAUAUGGAUUCCAUAAACACUCAGCACAUUCCCGGAGUUGCCUACCAGUGCUCUGAUUUUGAGUCCUUUGAGAGUGGAAAGUGCAUUGAAUGUGGAGAUAAUGGCGACAAAUGUGCGGUCAUUGGAGAGAAGGCUCAACUGUCCCAGAAGUACGAGAAGACCACUCAAGACACCCGAUUCUUCAUGACUACCACCGAUAAGAAACCAUUCUUUAAAUACGAAUUCGAGAUCCAAGUAAAACUGCCGGUAGAGACUCCACAUUCAAGUGAUAACCAUGGUACUUUGAUGGUUACACUUCAUGGAGAUAAUGAUGAACAGAUCACUUUGAAUGACAAGGAUCAGAUCUUCCAUUUGGGACAGACCUAUACUUUUAUCGCCAAAUUUGACUACAAUUUUGGUGAAGUGAAGAAAGUGACGUUCAAAUGGCACCGAACUCUCGGCGGUAUCAUUAAGCAGAAGAUGUGGAUUGAGAGCAUUCGAGUCAUUCCCCUGUCUUCCGAUAAUAUUCAAGACAAACAAAAACAUUUACAAGAAAUCAAAGCGUUUUGUAACACAAGUCCCGACACAGGAAUUGAAAACGAGAAGGAUGUCGACUUUUCAACUCUUUGUAAAUAAAUUGCUUGAUUCUUUGUAAAUUGAAUUUAAUUCAAACUAAUAUAACUUCAAAAUAAAUUAAAAUAUUUUUAAACAA
This is a messenger RNA of Oppiella nova, 1114 nucleotides long. The record is from the annotation of a GenBank genome assembly. NCBI's taxonomy places the organism in Eukaryota, Metazoa, Arthropoda, Arachnida, Sarcoptiformes, Oppiidae.